AUGCGGGCUCCUCAGUUGCUGUUGCUGCUGCUCGCCCUGCUGCCGCUCGCCCUGCUGCCGGCUGCAGGCUCAGUCCCCGUCCUCUGCUUCACCCACUAUGAGGAAUCCUCCGGCAUAUGCAAGGGCCUCCUGGGGGGAGGUGUCAGUGUGGAAGACUGCUGUCUCAACCCUGCCUAUGGCUUCCAGGAGCCUGGCAGCAAGCUUUGUCAGGCAUGCAGGCCCCCACAAUGGUCCCCGUGGUCUGCGUGGGCCCCCUGCUCAGUGACCUGCACUGAGGGAUCCCAGUUGCGGCACCGGCGCUGCAUAGGCCAUGGUGGGCAGUGUGCCGAGAAGGUGGAGCCCGGGAUCCUUGAGUGGCAGCUGCAGGCCUGUGAGGACCAGCCGUGCUGUCCUGAGAUGGGUGGCUGGUCUCACUGGGAGCCCUGGAUGCCUUGCUCUGUCACCUGUUCCAAAGGGAUCCGGACCCAUCAGCGAACAUGUAAUCAACCCACCCCCAAGUGUGGGGGCCACUGCCCAGGAAAGCCACAGGAGUCUGAGGCCUGUGACACCCAGCAGGUCUGCCCCAUACAUGGGGCCUGGGCCGCUUGGGGUCCCUGGGGCCACUGCUCGGGGUCCUGCCACGGUGGACCCAGCGCACCUACCCAGAGACGAAGCCGCACGUGUUCUGCACCUGAGCCCUCCAAGAAGCCUCCUGGGAAGCCGUGCCCAGGGCUGAACCACGAAACCCGGCCCUGCUCUGGCCUGCCACCCUGCCCAGUGGCUGGGGGCUGGGGGGCAUGGGGUCCUGUGACCCCCUGCUCUGUGACCUGUGGCCUGGGGCAGACCCUGGAAAGACGGAAGUGUGAUCACCCUGUGCCCCAGCAUGGGGGCCCCCCCUGUGCUGGUGAGGCCACCCGGACCCACAUCUGCAACACAGCUGUGCCCUGCCCUGUGGAUGGAGAGUGGGGGUCCUGGGAGGAGUGGAGCCCCUGCAUCCGUCGGAACAUAAACGAUAUCAACUGUAAGGAGAUCCCGGGCCAGCAGACACGCUCGAGGAGCUGCAAGGGCCGCAAGUUUGAUGGACGGCGGUGCCUCGGGCAACAACAAAUUAUCCGUCACUGCUAUAACAUCCAGCAAUGUAGCUGGAAAGGCUCAUGGUCGGAGUGGAGUUCCUGGGGGCUAUGCAUGCCCCCAUGUGGACCCAACCCCGUCCGCACCCGCCAGCGCCUCUGCACGGCCCAGCUCCCCAACUUCCCGCCCACCAUUACCGUGGUCGAAGGUCAGGGUGAGAAGAACGUGACCUUCUGGGGAAAACCAUCAGCACGGUGCGAGAUGCUGCAGGGGCAUAAUACGGUGGUGGAGGAGAAACGGCCAUGUCUACACGUGCCUGUCUGCCAAGACCCUAAGGAUGCGCAGCCCUAACACCGCCCUCUCCCACUCUGACCCCCUGCCCUCCCAGA
Molecule: messenger RNA, 1439 nt
Organism: Neomonachus schauinslandi (Hawaiian monk seal)
Lineage: Eukaryota; Metazoa; Chordata; Mammalia; Carnivora; Phocidae
Gene: CFP
Product: complement factor properdin
Exons: 9
Coding region: 1-1401 (466 amino acids)
Source: RefSeq, a predicted model, not a curated record